UCCCGCUCUUCGGGCGUGUGGCCCAAAGAACUCCUGAUCCAGUCUGCUCACGGCAAGUCAGCAGCAAAGAGCACCUAGAAACGCACGGUGCGCUUGCUCCCUCCCUCUUUCCUCUCACUUUUUUUCUAUUCUUUCAACAAAACAAGCCCACUCCCUACCCACACACAGUCACUCGUUAUCGACGCCCUCUUUCGCUCCUUUGACUUUUCUCGUUUCCCACCGCUGUCACUCUCUACUCCCUUUCUCACUUUCAGCUUUUCAACAAGAGGGAGGUGUCAAUUUCUGUCGAAAAGGACGUGGAAUUCGGUUUUCAAUGUCUAGCCACUAAACGAGUCUCCACAAAGGGAGCGAGCAAAAAUCGAACGACCGGUCGACCCGAGUUUUCCCAACCUCGAACGGCAUCGAAACCAGCCGGCAAUAAACACGCUCGACAAUCGAACGUGUUGACAAGGCAUCUUUCUUCGACCAACAACCAUCUUUGUCCUUGGUCCCGUACCACUUUUUUUUUCCUUUCAUCAAUUGGGGUGAAUUUCCUUCCGGACACAACCCGAUUGUCUGACGCAGUGAGGCCACGAGCCCAACGCGAAAGACUUUCAACAAAGACAAUCUUCAUCCUCCAGAAGAGUGAAUCGUAUCUCUUCAAAUUCCGAUCAUUUUAACCAUCACAAACGGUUUCUCAACGAACAAUUCGGCGUCGCAAUCGAAACGACUCGAAAAUCGCCUUGACUUGACAAAAUGAAAUCCUUUAUCAUCGCCUCUGGAGCAGCACUCCUUUGCGCCGUGUCGGGUGCAGCAGUUGGGACACCAGUACUGGUGCCUCGUGCUACUCCGUCAGUAUGGGCCGUGCAAAGGCCCUCGGAGCGACCUGUCGCCAACGAUCCCCGUGUCCAGGGCUGCUUCUCAUCCGCAGGAGAUCUUACAUUCGUCCAGACUGUUGAGUAUAACUCGAGAGACUCAUGCCCCAAGGCCAUUUGCAAUACCAAGCUUGGAAAGGACGUCGGUGGAACGAUUAGGGGAAAUGAAUGUUGGUGUGGCGACAAAUACCCACCAAAGUCAUCACUCGUCGACGACAAGGAUUGCAACGCUGCUUGUACAGGCUAUGGCCAAGAAGCUUGCGGAGGAGACAAGGUUUGGACCAUCUAUAACACAGGCAAGCAGGCAUACGGCGUUGAUUAUAUGCCCGACGAAACCAAAAACAACACUCAAACCGACGCACCGAAGCCUGUCGUUUCCAGUGCUGCUCCGUCUUCGACUCCCUCGGCCCCUCCACAAAGCAGCGGAAGCAACACGGCAGGCAUUGCUGCAGGUGUUGUUGUUGGUGUUGUUGCCCUGGCGGCCAUUGCUGGUGGUGCUUGGUUCUUCUACCGCAAGCGUCGUAACCAGGCACUCGAAGAGGAGCAUCGACGCAACGCUGCUGUAAAUGCUUUCAUCCAUGGCAACAAGCCGCCAAGCAGCAGCGGGGGCGUCUCGCUCACGGACUCGAGGAUGGAUCCCCAGAUGGCUCAAAGGAGGAUGAGCGACGGCAGCAUCGCGGACAAUCAAGACUACUCGAGGAGAAUCCUUCGGGUCACCAACGCUUGAAAUGUUUUCCGAUCACGAAGAACGACAAAGUGUACUUUAUUGACCAUCGGGCAUAUUCGGCGUUUCGCACCUACUACUAUCGAGUUUGGCGGAAGCAUUUCUCUGGGAAGAAUUUGACGGUGUUGCAACUCCCAAAAUAAAAUAAAAAUCCGACUGGGCAUCGAGUCGGUUGGUCACAACCAACUUUUGAACAUAUCGGACCCGCAAAAUUCACCCGGCAUGGCGGCAUGCAAUACAUUCAUUUGAUUACUUUAACUUUCACCACCCGGCGACAGUUCGAACUCGACUUUCCAACCCCGGUCACGUUUAUUUCCAGCCUUUUGAUAUCCAAUCUCGACAUCUACCAGCAACUUCCUGUGUUUCUCUUUUCUUAUCUCCUUUUCCCCAAUCUUUGCCCUGUCAUAAUCCAAAGUGCUUGGGUGCAUGAACAAUGGGUGUCAGUUUCUGUGUUCUCUGUUAGAUGGCGUUUCCUCGGGGGUCAUUGGUGCGGCGCUUGCACCACGCAGAGUCGCGAUGAAGCGAUUCUUCCAUCCCGGUGCUGUGGGGAUUGUUUGUCCCUCUGUGAUGCGCGCGUGCCAAGUUGUUUGCCUUGACCGCAUCUGUGGACGGGAGGAAGGCAUCUGUGUAUAUGUAACCUAUUACUCUCGUCAGUGUGAAGGUGUGGCUCCACAUCAUGAUCCUAGUACGUCCUUUCAGUGGUGGAUCGGGACUUGGUGGAAGGGCUCAUGUCUGGUAGCGCUCGCCGGCGGCUUCUUACCCGAUCUCAGAACCCGGGAACGGCGAGCUGGCUGCCAAGGUGGUUGUUGUAGUUAUUUCUCAGCAGCGACAUAAUCAAGGGUAUAG
Messenger RNA from Pyricularia oryzae 70-15, 2424 nucleotides. RefSeq lists its product as uncharacterized. Lineage: Eukaryota; Fungi; Ascomycota; Sordariomycetes; Magnaporthales; Pyriculariaceae. Bases 736 to 1581 code for a protein of 281 amino acids. The transcript has 3 exons. The record is from RefSeq and is a predicted model, not a curated record.